AUGUCCAGGUACCACAAAGCCGCUAUCGAUGGGAAUUUGGACAUCUUAAAAGAGGCAACAACCAAAGAUCUGAACACGGCAGACGAGGAUGGCAUGACCCCAACUUUAUUGGCAGCUUUCAAUGGACGUGUUGACGCUCUCCAGCUCAUCUGCAGCAGAGGUGGGAACCCUGACAAAAGUGACAUCUGGGGCAACACACCACUGCACCUGGCCGCGGCGAACAACCACAUGCAUAUCCUGAGUUUCCUCGUCAACUUCGGAGUCAACCUUUUUUCUCUGGACAAUGACUUCCACACGGCUAUGGAUGUUGCGGCUUCCCGGGACCGCAUGGACUGCGUGCGCUUUCUGGACGCCUCUACCUCCCAGGAAACCAACAAAAACCCCAAAAAAGUGGCAGAUAAGAAGAAGUUGGCCAUCAAGGAGGCAAAUAUCAGAGUGAAACAGUGCGAGAGGGUCAAGAAAAGGCACCAAAGCAAGAUGGAUAAAAUGUACCGGCCCAGUCCAGCUUAUGAAUCAGUCACAGAGGCCAGCAUGGAGGCAUCUAACUUCGGUACUAUUGCAAGUUUGAGUGAGAAAAACAGCAUCAGUAAAGGCGGAUCUCUGGCAGCAAGGUUCAAAGGGACACUACAAAAGGUGGGAAAAAAGGGCAGAGAUCCAAUGCAGGAGUUAGGGGCAAACAGCAAUGUGAUUUUUGUGAAACAAGAUGAUGGCAAACCUGAGUUUUUGGAAGUUUUUCAUGAACAAGAUGAGGGUCUGGAGGAGGCGGAGAACAUUGAGGAGGAAGAAGGCCAGGUGAAGCGGUCCAUAUUUAACCUUCCUGGGAUGGGAAAUCUCAUAUUCCAGCGGUCGGAUGAUGUCGAUGAGUUUCCCAGUGGUGGCAAUGGAGACCUCGGAGUCCUGUUUGAAUAUGAGGCGUUAGACGGGGAGGAUGAGCUGGGACUGGAGGCUGACGGAGGCUUACCGUGGGAACAAGAUAAUCUGGGGCUUGAUGAUGAAGAUGAAGACACCUCUCCUCUUGACACGUUCCUCUCGUCCGUCGCGUUGCCAGAGUUUGCUUUGGCCUUCAGCAAAGAGCACCUAGACUUGGAGGCGCUGAUGCUUUGCUCUGAUGAAGAUUUGAAAGGAAUUCCAGAAGAAGAGGAUGGCUUGAUAAAAACUGUACCAGGGUCUGCUCAUGGGGUCUGCUGCUGUCACGACUAUGUAUUUCAGGUUUGCUUAGCGAAUGGCAGCCCCCCGGCCCCCCCUCCUGAGACCCUGAGUAAUGAGGAUUACCUGUUUGUGGAGAGCAGACACCCCAGCACCGUGCUGCAGGGGCUCAACAGCCUGCGCCUCAACAAUGCCUUCUGUGAUGUGACGCUGUGCUGCGGGGGGCAGGAGUUCCCCUGUCACCGAAUUGUUCUGGCCUCUUUCAGCUCUUACUUUCAGGCAAUGUUUUCUACUGACCUCAUAGAGUCCAAACAAGAGCGUGUUGCAAUUAAUGGAGUUGAGCCCCAAAUGAUUGGUAUGCUUGUGAGCUAUGCGUACACGUCUGAGGUUUACAUUUCUAAGGCAAAUGUGCAGGCACUUCUGGCUGCGGCCAACCUGCUGGAUGUCAUGGCAGUCCGAGAGGCCUGCUGCCGCUUCAUGGAGCAUCAGAUGGAUGAGAUGAACUGUGUCGGGAUUCACUGCUUUGCUGAAGCCCAUUCUUGUAAAGUGCUUGAAAAGCGCAGCAUGGACUACAUCCUGGAGCACUUCAGCAGUGUUUAUCAGCACGAAGAGUUCCUUUCUCUCUGUGUGGACAAACUGACCGAAAUUGUUGCUAGUGACCAUCUUAAUGUGCCAAAAGAAGAAGUUGUUUUUGAGGCAGCUGUUCUGUGGCUCAAUAAAUGUCUUUCUCGUAAACAGAACUUUGAAAAGGUUUUGGAGACGGUGCGCCUGCCUCUCAUCAGUCCUUACUACCUCCAUGAUGUGAUUGAAUCUCUUGAUGUGAUAAAAGAGAAUCAGGCCUGUCAAAAACUAAUCUCUGAGGCAAAGGACUAUCUGCUGCUGAAGGACCGCCGUGGACAACUUUACUGCCCUCGAGCAAGGCCACGCAGGUCCACGGGAACAGCAGAAGUGAUCGUGACAGUCGGCGGGGAGGAUGACAAGGUGGUUCUGCGGAGUGUGGAGAGCUUUGAUCCGGUCACCAACCAGUGGAAGAAUCUGGCCUGUCUGCCCUUCGCCGUGAGCAAACAUGGGCUGGUCGUGUCCGAUUCCACGUUGUACCUGGCAGGAGGGGAGUUUCCCGAUGGCUCGGCCAGCAGAGAAAUGUGGCGCUAUGACCCUUGCUUUGACUCCUGGAUCGAGAUGGCUCCUAUGAAUGUAGCACGCACAGAGCUGGGGCUGGUGAUGCUGGAUGGUUUUGUGUAUGCGGUCGGAGGCUGGGAGGGGCGCUCGCGCCUGGACUCUGUAGAGUGCUACAACCCUCACACCAACUGCUGGCAGUUCACUCAGUCUGUGAAGAUGGCUGUGACCAGUCCUGCAGUUGUUGCUCUGGACGGGCUGCUUUAUGUGACCGGUGGCGCUGUUCUGGAGGAUGGCGACGGCACAAAUCUCGCUCAAGUUUACAACCCGAAGACCGCCACAUGGACUGAGGUCGCCCCCAUGCAGAUUGCCCGCUCUGGUUCAGCUGCAUGUACACUCAAAGGGAAAAUUUAUGUUAUAGGAGGAUGGCACGCAUCAACGGAAAACACAGACAAAGUGGAGUGUUACAACCCCAAAACCAACCAAUGGACCAUGUGCGCUCCAAUGAAUGAACGUCGGUACCGGCCCGGUGCUGCUGUGGUAGAUGGAAAGAUCUAUGUCCUGGGGGGAGAGGAGGGCUGGGACAGGUAUCAUGACACCAUUGAAAGGUACUGUGAAGACACAGAGACUUGGGAGAUUGUUGGGGAGAUGCCCACGAGUCGCAGUUGGCUUAGCUGUGUGUCUCUGCAGUUGAGAAAGGACAUUCUUCACAACUGCCCUGGGACGCCAAAUGACUGA
Molecule: messenger RNA, 3000 nt
Organism: Knipowitschia caucasica
Lineage: Eukaryota; Metazoa; Chordata; Actinopteri; Gobiiformes; Gobiidae
Source: the annotation of a GenBank genome assembly